Messenger RNA from Cicer arietinum (chickpea), 1617 nucleotides. Its product is annotated as probable mitochondrial adenine nucleotide transporter BTL1. Gene Ontology annotation, biological process: transmembrane transport. NCBI's taxonomy places the organism in Eukaryota, Viridiplantae, Streptophyta, Magnoliopsida, Fabales, Fabaceae. The record is from RefSeq and is a predicted model, not a curated record.
AGGAAAAAACAGAGUGAAGUUGCAAAGGUAGGUUAGUGAAUGCAAGAUGAGCGGAGAUGAAUCUAACGGAUUGGUAGUAUUAAUGGGAGCGAAUGAAACGAUGAGUUAGUUCGAAAUUGAAGGAAUCAAAACCCAUCCAACCAAUAAAGUAAGAGGAAGAAGAAGAAGAAGACAAUAAGUUGAAAAAGCCCAAAAUGUCUUCAUCAUCAAGCACAAAUACUGAAACCCUUACUUCUUCUUCUUCUUCUUCUUCUUCUUCUUCUUCUUCUUCUUCUUCUUCAUUCGCCUCGCGCCCUCUCUCUCAACUCAAACACAUGGACAUUAUUGACCUUCUUCCCAACUCCACCUUCGAUUUUCGAUUUCAACUUCCUCGCCAAGCACAAGAUUUUUUGGAGAGGAGAGAGGUUAGAGAGUUUAUGAGCGGCGCCCUAGCUGGUGCUAUGACUAAAGCUAUACUUGCUCCACUUGAAACCAUUAGGACAAGAAUGGUUGUUGGUGUUGGGUCCAGACAUAUCACAGGUAGUUUUGUUCAGGUAGUAGAGCAGCAGGGAUGGCAAGGUUUAUGGGCUGGAAACAUGAUCAAUAUGAUUCGCAUUGUUCCAACGCAAGCCAUUGAGUUUGGCACAUUUGAGUGUACAAAACGUGCAAUGGCAUCACUGCAAGAGAAAUGGGAACAGAAUGAAUGUCCCAAGUUGCAGAUAGGUUGCCUAAAUUUGACUUUAUCUUUAUCUUGGAUUUCACCCGUUGCCGUGGCUGGGGCAGCUGCAGGAGUUGCUAGCACACUUGCAUGCCAUCCCCUCGAAGUUUUGAAGGAUCGGUUAACUGUAAGUCCUGAAGCAUACCCUAAUUUGGGAAUUGCAAUUAGAAAUAUUUAUAAAGAUGGUGGUAUUGGCGCUUUUUAUGCUGGUCUAUCACCUACUCUAGUUGGCAUGCUUCCAUACAGUACCUGUUAUUAUUUCAUGUAUGACACAAUAAAGAAAUCUUACUGCCUUACCAAAAAUAAGAAGUCUUUAAAUCGUCCGGAGAUGCUUAUAGUUGGAGCUCUAGCAGGUUUUACAGCCAGUACAAUUAGCUUUCCAUUGGAAGUAGCUAGAAAGAGACUGAUGGUGGGAGCUUUGCAAGGUAAGUGUCCACCAAACAUGGCAGCGGCACUGUCGGAAGUUAUUCGACAAGAAGGACUGAAGGGUCUGUACAGAGGAUGGGGUGCAAGUUGUUUAAAGGUGAUGCCAUCAUCUGGAAUCACAUGGAUGUUUUAUGAAGCAUGGAAAGACAUACUGCUUGUCCAGAAGGGAUUAAUCUAAUAAGGAUAAGUGGGUUUGUAAUUCUACAAGUCAUGCUAAUUUACCUCCUCUUUUUUAUCUUUUUGAAAUUAAGAAAUAACUUUAUGCUAACCAAUUUUGAAUGAUCUCAAAAGAAAGGAUGAGUUGGGGGAGUUUUAUGUGCUUCUUGUUUCUUUCCAUCAUAACUUAACUCCAAUAUGUAAUCUAAUUCUAUGGUUGUCGCCAGAGAAUGUCUCUGAAUAAUUAUUUAUUAAAAACCAUUCCAUAUUUGUAUUAUGGUCAUGUGAUUUUUUUAAAUCGGCGAAUGUUAAUGCACUUAAUCAGAGGAUCCAAGUAA